Messenger RNA from Galeopterus variegatus (Sunda flying lemur), 6404 nucleotides. It is a transcript of the gene ERN1, whose product is annotated as endoplasmic reticulum to nucleus signaling 1. The record is from RefSeq and is a predicted model, not a curated record. The transcript has 24 exons. Gene Ontology annotation, biological process: intrinsic apoptotic signaling pathway in response to endoplasmic reticulum stress; IRE1-mediated unfolded protein response; protein phosphorylation. The coding region runs from base 1 to 3462 and encodes 1153 amino acids. Gene Ontology annotation, molecular function: protein serine/threonine kinase activity; RNA endonuclease activity; ATP binding. Gene Ontology annotation, cellular component: IRE1-TRAF2-ASK1 complex. NCBI's taxonomy places the organism in Eukaryota, Metazoa, Chordata, Mammalia, Dermoptera, Cynocephalidae.
AUGAGGCACAACCGGGGGUGUGAACUCUGCGACUGCCCUGCUCAGGGCAGAGACUCCGUGUUUGCUGGAAACCCCUGCCAGCUGCUGAAACCAUCGCGCCAAAGGGCGUCUCAGUCAACCUCGCCCAUGACUGCCCCACGGCGGGAAGACGAAAAGGGGGGUUUCUGGGCACCCGGUACAGCCCGUGUCCCGGGUCCCUCGCCUGGGGGGUACGGGUUGUCGGUCUUGCCCAGCCUCGGACGAGCUUCUUACCUAGACCCUUCCCCGCUCCUGGACGCCGGACGCCGAGGCCUGGUCCUGCUCCUCAGCCGCCGCGUCCGCAGGACCCGAGCCAGUCAGAGGCCCCGCUCAGGCGUCCGCUGCCCCAGUGGCCUCCCGGGCCAGCGCGGCUGUCACGGGCUCGGGCGCAACUCUGUGGCCCUGGGCGGCACCUCGGUAUCUCCAGAAGGCCCGGGCCUUCGGGAGGCCGCCCACCUGCCGGACCCUCCCCGCAGUGAGAACCAACAGCAAGGCGAAGGGCUGAACCUCUCCCCCUCCAGGCCAGGUACACCCAAGAGAUGGGAUGAGCGAGGUUCUGACAGCUCCUUCGCCCUCCUCUGCCAGUGGAUUUUUGGAAGCACCAGCACAGUGACGCUUCCUGAAACCUUGCUGUUUGUGUCAACCCUGGAUGGCAGUUUGCAUGCUGUCAGCAAGAGGACAGGCUCAAUCAAAUGGACAUUAAAAGAAGAUCCAGUCCUGCAGGUCCCAACACAUGUGGAAGAGCCUGCCUUCCUUCCAGAUCCCAAUGAUGGCAGCCUGUAUACGCUUGGAGGCAAGAAUAAUGAAGGCCUGACAAAACUUCCCUUUACUAUCCCAGAGUUGGUACAGGCAUCCCCUUGCCGAAGUUCAGAUGGAAUUCUGUACAUGGGUAAAAAGCAGGACAUUUGGUAUGUUAUCGACCUCCUGACCGGGGAGAAGCAGCAGACUUUGUCAUCAGCCUUUGCAGACAGUCUCUGCCCAUCAACCUCUCUUCUGUAUCUUGGGCGAACAGAAUACACCAUCACUAUGUAUGACACCAAAACCCGAGAGCUCCGGUGGAACGCCACCUACUUUGACUACGCAGCCUCACUGCCUGAGGACGACAUGGACUACAAGAUGUCCCACUUUGUGUCCAAUGGUGAUGGGCUGGUGGUGACUGUGGACAGUGAAUCUGGGGACGUCCUGUGGAUCCAAAACUAUGCCUCCCCUGUGGUGGCCUUUUAUGUCUGGCAGCGGGAGGGUCUGAGGAAGGUGAUGCACAUCAACGUUGCUGUGGAGACCCUGCGCUAUCUGACCUUCAUGUCUGGGGAGGUGGGACGCAUCACCAAGUGGAAGUACCCGUUCCCCAAGGAGACGGAGGCCAAGAGCAAGCUGAUGCCCACCCUGUAUGUUGGGAAAUACUCUACCAGCCUCUACGCCUCCCCCUCCAUGGUACAUGAAGGUGUCGCUGUCGUGCCCCGCGGCAGCACGCUUCCUUUGCUGGAAGGCCCCCAGACUGAUGGUGUCACCAUUGGGGACAAAGGAGAGUGUGUGAUCACCCCCAGCACGGACCUCAAGUUCGACCCUGGACUCAAGGGGAAGAACAAGCUCCAUGACUUGAGGAACUACUGGCUUCUGAUAGGACACCAUGAAACCCCACUGUCUGCGUCUACCAAGAUGCUGGAGAGAUUUCCCAACAAUCUGCCGAAACAUCGGGAAAAUGUGAUUCCUGCUGAUUCGGAGAAGAACUUUGAGGAGGUUAUCAACCUGGUUGACGAGACUUCGGAAAACGCGCCUACCACCGUGUCCCAGGGGGUGGGGGAGAAGUUUGCUCAUGCACCUGCCAAGCCCGAGGCCCCCAUGGACUCCAUGCUCAAGGACGUGGCCACCAUCAUCCUGAGCACCUUCCUGCUCAUCGGCUGGGUGGCCUUCAUCAUCACCUACCCCUUGAGCAUGCAUCAGCAGCAGCAGCACCAGCAGUUCCAGAAGGAACUGGAGAAAAUCCAGCUCCUGCAACAGCAGCAGCUGCCCUUCCAUCCAGCUGGAGAUGCGACUCAGGACACCGAGCUCUUGGACACAUCUGGGCCGUACUCGGAGAGCUCGGGCACCAGCAGCCCCAGCAUGUCCCCCCGAGCCUCCAACCACUCACUCCAAUCUGCCUCUAAGGCUGGCACAAGCCUGUCCCUGGAGCAGGAUGACGACGAUGAGGAAACCUGCAUGGUGAUAGUUGGGAAAAUUUCAUUUUGUCCCAAAGACGUCCUGGGUCACGGAGCUGAGGGCACCAUUGUGUACCGGGGCAUGUUUGACAACCGCGAUGUGGCCGUGAAGAGGAUCCUCCCUGAGUGUUUUAGCUUUGCAGACCGUGAGGUCCAGCUGCUGCGAGAGUCAGACGAGCACCCAAACGUGAUCCGUUACUUCUGCACGGAGAGGGACCGGCAGUUCCAGUACAUUGCCAUCGAGCUGUGCGCAGCCACCUUGCAAGAGUACGUGGAGCAGAAGGACUUUGCCCACCUCGGCCUGGAGCCCAUCACCUUGCUACAGCAGACCACCUCAGGCCUGGCCCACCUGCACUCCCUCAACAUUGUUCACAGAGACCUGAAGCCCCACAACAUUCUCCUCUCCAUGCCCAAUGCCCAUGGCAGGAUCAAGGCCAUGAUCUCUGACUUUGGCCUCUGCAAGAAGCUGGCAGUGGGCAGGCACAGCUUCAGCCGCCGUUCUGGGGUGCCCGGCACAGAAGGCUGGAUUGCUCCGGAGAUGCUGAGUGAAGACUGCAAGGAGAACCCUACCUACACGGUGGACAUCUUCUCCGCGGGCUGCGUCUUUUACUACGUGAUCUCUGAGGGCAACCACCCUUUCGGCAAGUCCCUGCAGCGGCAGGCUAACAUCCUCCUGGGUGCCUACAGCCUCGACUGCUUCCACCCAGAGAAGCACGAAGACAUCAUUGCACGUGAAUUAAUAGAGAAAAUGAUUGCCAUGGAUCCUCAGAAACGCCCCUCAGCAAAGCACGUGCUAAAGCACCCGUUCUUCUGGAGCCUGGAGAAGCAGCUGCAGUUCUUUCAGGAUGUGAGUGACCGAAUAGAAAAGGAGUCCCUGGAUGGCCCAAUCGUGAAGCAGUUGGAGAGAGGCGGGAGAGCCGUGGUGAAGAUGGACUGGCGGGAGAACAUCACAGUCCCCCUCCAGACAGAUCUGCGUAAAUUCAGAACCUAUAAAGGUGGCUCAGUCAGAGAUCUCCUCCGAGCCAUGAGAAACAAGAGGCACCACUACCGGGAACUCCCCACGGAGGUGCGGGAGACGCUGGGCGCGCUGCCCGACGGCUUCGUGCGCUACUUCACCUCACGCUUCCCCCACCUGCUCUUGCACACCUACUGGGCCAUGGAGCUGUGCGGCCACGAGAGACUCUUCCAGCCCUACUACUGCCACGAGCCCCCGGAGCCCUGGCCCACAGUGACUCCAGAUGCCCUCUGAGUCAGGGCAGCCUCUCUGUUCUGGUGGCCCCAGCUAUGACUGAGGGCCUGGUCUCCACAGUCCAGAGCUCGACACCUCCCAGGCUUUCCCAAACCAAGUGCCUUGAGCCGCCUGUUCUGCAGCCAGCAGAUGAUAAUGCUGACCCCACGAAUUGGGAGAGGUGGCCCCGUGACCUCCAGGGAGCUGGGAAGGUGUUGGCCCUGAAAGCAUUACAGUCAGGAAUGUCCGCACAGGAGGGCCCGUCCCAGAGGCAGUGGGAGGAGCCCCUGCCGACCUGCUGCUGGAUAAACUCACUUCGGCUCAUGUUUCUUUUUAAAAUUCCUGUUUAAUGUCAGUCUAUGGGCCUUUCAGGAAGGAAGAGGAGGGAAUUCUGAGUUUUGCCCUUGUCCCGGGAAGAGCUAGGCUGACAUACACUAAGAGACUGCUGUGCCAGAAGUGGGGUUGGGGGCAGUGCUGAGGAGGAGGAUGUUUAGAGGGUGCUAUCCUGGGGAUGGGAGCCGCCUCCUGAGCACCGGUGCACCGAGAGUAUCCCACGUGACUGCCACCACGUGCAUCCUCAGGCAGCAGGAGCCAUGCACAUGGGGGUGUGAUGUUAGGGACUGGUUGGCGAGGCAUGCUGGCAGGUGAGGUCAUGUCUGCAGCUUUCUUGGAAAUGAGGAGAAAGCUCUGUUCUGGAGGCAGCAGUAGCCCAGCGCACCAGUGGUCUCAACAGUGGCCUUUGCUGGAUUGUGCCCUGGACCACAUGUGUGGAGGUGUUCAGGAGCAUUUGGGGCAAGAGGUGAAGAGUUCCUGGCCAUCAAGUAGGGCAGCUAAGACCCAGACAGGGACAAGCCUUCAGGACCAGAGGGGAGCAGCUGAAUGGGACCCCCUGGCCACCCGGAGAAAGCCCUGAGCUAGCAGGUAGGCAGUAAAGCUCCUCGUCCCUAAGGCCAGCAGGACAGGAGACACGCAGUGAGUCAGCGUCAGGGUUGGGAGCCAAGACCACACUGUGUGCUUUGUGGGCUAGCUUUUAUGUUUUUCUUGGCACGUUUUAAUAACUAUAUUUUGAUCAAACUGUAGAAUGCUAGAUUAGCACAAGCAAGCUAAACUUAACUUGAAGCUUACUCGUGAAGAAAUGCAAGAUAUAAUACACGUUCUAUCUUGUGUGGUACCAAAAAUCACCAUCUCCUCGAGAAAGAGAGUUUAUGUUUAGAACAUUCUCAAAUGCUGAAGAGUAAAACAUUACAGCAACACUAUGUAAAUGUAUUCAGCAAUGUCAAAGUAAUAUUCUCUAAAUUAUGUCAAUACGUUGUUUUCUUUUCCUAAAAUUAAUAUAAUUUUUAGCUUUAAUUUUAGUCAGAAAUUCCUCUGUCUCUUCUCUCCUGAGAACCUUGGAGGUUAAGACGCAAUCAGGGUACCAUGUAAGGAAAUGUCCUCCAUGUACAGCCUCCAGCCCUGGGCAGACAGGUCAGUGCCAUUCCAUAAAAGAAUGACGGUGUCCGUUUACCCACUGACAGAGAAAUCACUGUGUCUGCUUCUUGGAAGAUGCUUUCUGGUUUUGUUGUAUCAGAGCCACUCGUCAAAAGCUCUGAUUCUGCCUUCGUAGAAUUCAGUUUCCUUCCUUUCAUAAUAGCUAAAGUGAUUUUUUUCCUUAAUAUUAUUCUACGUCUUUAAACCUCAUCGAGUACCUCAUCUAGACCUUGGAACCUUGGCCCCUGUGGUGGGCACUGUUGGCAUCUUCUGUUCACUGGAGCCUCAGCCUGUGGUCCUCUUGGAAGGUGGCUGGAUCCACUGCCGCGGCCGUCAGUGCUGGGAGAGCCGCGUGAGGAAGCGCAGCACCCCUGGAAAGGGCCUCUGGAGAGUCUCCAGUAAGCUUUUACUCUCUGCCCUUGUAGUUUCUGAACUUGCUCCUCUUCAUAUUUCCUGGCAUCUCUUUUCCUUGCCCACAUCUUCACCGUCCUGGUGUUACAGUUGACUGUGGCCUGGUGUUGGCUUUUCCUGGAAGAAGCCAUCAGGUGUCCCACACGGGUGAGCCCAAAUCCUGCCUUCCAGGGUUGGACCAUUAUCUUUUAAACCAAAGUAUCAGCUCGUUUCCUGUGCUUUGUCUUCUUCAUGAAACAGUGACUUCCCAUGAGUAACUCUGGUUCUGAUUUUUGUAUUGGCAUCUAAAUCCUUCCUGUAUUCACUGGGAAACCAUGAGGAAACAACACAUCUGCAAUGAAGCCUCCCUGUGGAGCAGCCUUAACCAACAGUUUGGCCAAAGUCCCCACCCCCUCGCCUCCCCCGUGUGCUCUUUGUGUGUUUGGUGGAUACAGUUUUCCUUUUCAGUGUCCCUAAAGCUGUGACGGGGGAGUCCCACUUACCUGGAAAGCAUUACCAGUCAACUACGCAGCGUUCUCAGAUGCAAAACUUGUGUAGUAUUCUUUUUGCAAUGAGCUAUUUAUUUAACCUAUUUAUAUUUAUUUAAUUUUUACUCUGAAGUGUAUCCAGUUACAAUUGCACUUGCUUAAAGCACAUCAGAUUUGUCUUGGAGAACACUCAUGGAAAUUUAAAACUGGAAAAGGAAAAGUUAUACUGUAUCCUUCCAAGGGAUGGACACCUUCCAGUAGUCCUGUGAUCAAAGGGUAAAUAAUUUGGACUGGGUAAUCUGUUAAUUUUAAGGUGAUUUUUUAAAAUUUCUGUGCCAUUGUGUCUUCUCUGUGCACAGUUAACUGUGUCAUUGGUAUGUGUUAAUUGUGUGAUACAAUCAUUUUUGUGGAGCCUAAAGUCCUCUUUUUAGCUUUAUAUUUUAUAAACUGCCAGACUGUACAACUUUUAUGUGUAUUUUUAAAGCUUGAUGAUGUGAGUGUCAUUAUCUAAGCUAAACAGCCUAUUUUUGUACCUCCUGUACAGUUUUGUAAUUCUGCUGAUUGAUGACGGCAUCUUAUGUUGAGCCAGCCUCAAUAAAGGUAGUUUUAGAUUUG